This is a messenger RNA of Candidula unifasciata, 255 nucleotides long. The record is from the annotation of a GenBank genome assembly. NCBI's taxonomy places the organism in Eukaryota, Metazoa, Mollusca, Gastropoda, Stylommatophora, Geomitridae.
AUGUUUACAGGUCCAUGUUGCGCUGGCGUUGUGGGGCUUAAGAUGCCCAGGUAUUGCUUGUUUGGGGACACCGUGAAUACAGCCAGCAGGUUGGAGUCCACGGGAGAAGCACUAAAAAUCCACUGCAGUUCUGACUGUAAGAGAAUCUUGGACAAGCUGGGCGGCUACACACUGCUGGAGCGUGGAUACACGGAGAUGAAGAGUCAACGACAGUGGAGAGUAAACAAGAGUGGAGUCAACGACAGUAGAGAGUAA